Messenger RNA from Chelmon rostratus (copperband butterflyfish), 1091 nucleotides. RefSeq lists its product as uncharacterized. The record is from RefSeq and is a predicted model, not a curated record. Lineage: Eukaryota; Metazoa; Chordata; Actinopteri; Chaetodontiformes; Chaetodontidae. The transcript has 2 exons. Bases 51 to 890 code for a protein of 279 amino acids.
AACCUCAAAGGAGAAACAGAAACAGUGUGUUGUGGAUAUUAUCGGCUACCAUGGCUUCCACUCCCUCCGCUUCUGCCUUGUCUGCUGUUCUCCGGUGUCGGGGGAAUAUCUGGACCAGGAAUCCGCCGACCAAGGGGCCUGCCACCUCGAUUUACAGCCUCGGACCGGCCGGCGGCGUGGUGCGCGACUCGCCAGCGGAGCGCACCCGGUCAAAGGCGCCAGUGUGGGAGGCUUUUCUCCAAGGAGAUCGUGUUGUUGUGGGAAGAAGACUGACUGUGGCGGUCAAACCGCUCCGGGUGGAAGGUGAAGUCCUGAGCGAAAAGGAUUUCAGGGAAAGUGAUAAAUUAUGUCAUCCAAAAGUUUCCCAAUCCGCAAGGGUCGCGCACUCAGCUGGUGUCCAAAACGCGCUGGUGCGUCAACUGGCACGCAGACUGACAUCUAACCUGCCUGGAAUAGAUAAAUGCUCACAAAUGAUUCAAAUGAUUAAAUUAGAAACGUGUGCUUCACACAUCUGUAAAGUUAAAUUUGUUCAGGAAAUCAGUGAAUUCCCCGCUGGCGUGUUGAAAGUGUCCAUAACCUCCCCGUUCUUGAUGGGAUAUGCAGGGCAAAUAUCGUCUUUCGUGUUACCUGUCUGGUCAACACUGAAGAGCACCUGUUUAUCUUUGACUGCUCUGGUGUCAGAACUUGUGUUAGUUAAGCUGGCGGUGUUGCGUAGGUCCAGCAUCGGCCCCGAUGAUGCGCCACAACAUCUACAGAACCAACAGGAUGAGGAAAACAUCAGAAACGAUGCCCUGCAGGCAAACGGACAAACCCACAGUCCCACAGACCUCAUCUCCGCAGAGGACACCUCCGGCUGUGGACAAAGUGUCACAGGGGAGAGACCCGACUGAGAGAGAGUCCAAGGCCUCAGUGCCAAAAACACACACUGUGAUAUAACCUUAUUUAUUGACUUUUGCUUGGCUUUCACAAAACAUAACCCACAACCCACAUUUGGACUUCAACUCAGUGAUAUAAGACAAUGGGUUCUUUUAGAGCACAUUAUGGCUUUAGUAGCCUACUAGUAGAAAAGUUGUCUAUGCAACUCUGUAACA